Molecule: messenger RNA, 2282 nt
Organism: Carassius auratus (goldfish)
Lineage: Eukaryota; Metazoa; Chordata; Actinopteri; Cypriniformes; Cyprinidae
Product: proline dehydrogenase 1, mitochondrial-like
Cellular component (GO): mitochondrion
Molecular function (GO): proline dehydrogenase activity; FAD binding
Source: RefSeq, a predicted model, not a curated record
AAGCGCUUAAAUCACCCUCCAGUUUGGGGUGUUGCCAUCUCAUUCAUCUAGAAACCUCCAUCGUCACAAGAAGCACUGGCUUAUUUCCUUUAACGCAUCUACUUAACUUCAUAAACAUGUCUUACUGUAAAGUUCUCCCCGCUGUGGCCAGAGUGAGGCCGGCUCGUGUGUUUGGCGCGAGGCUUCGCUCCUCAGCAGCAGCAUCCACGCAGCACAAAGAGCAGAAGAGCGAAGAAGCGCCGCUGGCUCCGUCCUGCACGGUGCUGGAGAAACCCUGCGAGGUGGACCUCAUCCGUCGCAAAGCGCACACGGAGCGCCUGAGGAUCUCCAUCGACUUCGACAACACACAAGAAGCCUACAAGAGCAAAGACACGCUGGAGCUCCUCAGAAGUCUGCUGGUCUUCAAACUCUGCACCUUUGACUUCCUGGUUGACAAAAAUAAAGAGUUGACGGACCUCAGUAGGAAGGUUGGUCAGCAGCUCUUCGAGAAACUGAUGAAAAUGACCUUCUACGGCCAGUUUGUGGCAGGCGAGGACCAGAACGCCAUCAAACCUCUGAUCGAGAAGAACCAGGCGUUUGGUGUGGGUUCGGUGCUGGACUACAGCGUGGAGGAGGACCUGACUCAAGAAGAGGCUGAGAAGAAGGAGAUGGACUCCUGUGUUUCUGAGGCUGAGAAAGAGAGUCAUGGUGUGGAUCAUCGUGAGAAGAAGUACAAAGCUCAUCGUCAAUUCGGAGAUCGGCGCGGAGGAGUGAUCAGCGCUCGCACGUAUUUCUACGCAGACGAGGCCAAGUGUGACCAUCACAUGGAGACCUUCAUCAACUGCAUCAAAGCUUCCGCUGGAAGCUCUGUGGAUGGGUUCUCGGCUAUUAAGAUGACGGCACUGGGCCGGCCGCAGUUCCUGCUGCAGUUCUCCGAGGUCCUGGUGAAGUGGAGGAGGUUCUUCAAUCUGCUGGCGGCUCAUCAGGGGAAGGAGGGCAUGGCGAUACUGGAGCAGAAGCUGGAGCUGGAACAGCUGCAGGACAGUUUGAUCAAGCUGGGAGUUGGUGCAAAAUCAGACAUUGAGAACUGGUUUACUGGAGAGAAACUGGGUUCAUCAGGGACCAUUGAUCUGUUGGACUGGAACAGCCUCAUCAAUGACACAACCAAGAUCUCCAACCUGCUGGUGGUGCCCAACAUGGAGAGCGGUCACCUGGAGCCUCUGUUGAGCAAAUUCACUGAUGAAGAGGAGAAACAGAUGAAGAGGAUGCUACAGAGAAUGGACGUCCUCGCCAAGCACGCUGUGGAGAACGGCGUGAGGCUGAUGGUGGACGCAGAACAGACGUAUUUCCAGCCGGCCAUCAGCAGACUCACGCUGGAGAUGCAGAGGAUCUUCAACAGGGAAAAACCCAACAUCUUCAACACCUACCAAUGCUACCUGAGAGAGGCGUAUGAUAACGUGUCGGUGGAUGUGGAGCUGUCGCGGCGGGAGGGCUGGUACUUCGGUGCCAAGCUGGUCAGAGGAGCGUACAUGUAUCAGGAGAGAUCUCGCGCGGCAGAGAUCGGAUAUGAAGAUCCCAUCAACCCUGACUAUGAGGCCACCAACAGGAUGUACCACAAGUGUCUGGAGUACAUUCUGGAGGAGAUCAACCACAACAGGAUGGCAAACGUCAUGGUGGCAUCUCACAACGAGGACACGGUCAAAUUCACGCUGGAAAAAAUGAACGAGAUGAGUCUCUCUCCCACCGAGAAUAAGGUUUACUUUGGACAGCUGCUGGGGAUGUGUGAUCAGAUCAGCUUCCCGUUGGGUCAGGCGGGAUUCCCGGUGUACAAGUAUGUGCCGUACGGCCCGGUGAACGAGGUCAUCCCGUACCUGUCUCGCCGAGCGCAGGAGAACCGCGGCUUCAUGAAGGGAUCGCAGCGAGAGCGCAGCCUGCUGUGGAAGGAGCUCAAGCGCAGACUCUUCAGUGGACAACUGCUCUACAAACCUGUCUACUAAACCACAGCAUCAACAUCAGCUGACCUCCUUCUCUACCGCAGAGCAGAACCAUGUUAGUGAGGGAACAUCAGCACAGGAUGGACUUUUUAUAGGUUUUAGAGAUUGCCAUCAGUGGCUGUAAAUUAAACUGGAGUUAAAGACAGUAUGAAAUUGCAUUUGCAAUGCCUUUAACUUCUGCAAUGUGACGUGAAACAGAAAGUGAAACAAUGGAACUUUAUCUGAUGAAAAGCAAACCUUUAGAAAUGCGUUGUUUUUGUAGAUCGAUAGUUGUUGUUUUUUUCAAUGAAAAACAGACAUUUCAAAAUA